AUGAGUUCACUAAGCUACUCUCCUCCUGACAAAGAAGAGGAGGUCUGCUGGACGGAGAAAGAAGGUCUGGGGCUGAACAUUGUCGUGAAAGAGGAGAAGGAAGAGGAGGAUGUUACAAUACAAAAACAAGUAGAGGGUGAGGCUUUUACCGUGAAACAAGAAGAGAAAGGCGUUUCAGUGAAAGAAGAGGAAGACGCGUUCAGAGUGAAAGAGGAGGAGGAUGUUACAGUAAAAGAAGAGGAGGAAGAGAAAGAGGAGGAUGCAGUUUUUGGAGUGAAAGAGGAGGAGGGGGAGAUGACUGUCACAUCGAAAAAGGAGGAGGAAACUGGAUAUCUGGGCCCGGUUUCCCAAACGCAUCUUAAGGCAUCCAAUGGUUCUAACGAUGAAGUUAGCCAUAAGAUGGUUUUGAAAAACCGUUCCCUGAUUAACACUAGAGAGAGACGUGACUCUUGUGGAUCCUCCGGGGAGCCUCAACAACAUCAUGAAGCUGACGAGGCAGAGAAGAGUCUCUCCACAUCAGAACACCUCAAGAAACACCAGCAGAGACCCACAGGGAAGAAACAUCACCACUGCUCUGACUUUAGAAAGAGUUACUCAAGAUCAUAUUCACUAAAAGUACACCAGAGAAUUCACACAGGAGAGAGAACAUAUCGCUGUAAUCAAUGUGGAAAGAGGUUUGCUCACUUAAAAACACUGGUAUUACACCUGAGAAUACACACUGGGGAGAAAUGUCACAGCUGCUCUGAUUGUGGGAAGAGGUGCACCUCUUUAGUAACACUUAAAAUACAUCAAAGAAUCCAUACAGGAGAGAAACCUUAUAGCUGCUCUGACUGCGGGAAGAGGUUUUUUUGGUCAGGACAUUUAAAAUCACACCAGAGAAUACACACGGGAGAGAAACCUUAUAGCUGUGACCAAUGUGGGAAGAGUUUUACUCAGUCAAACAACCUGAUAUCACACCAGAGAACACACACAGGUGAGAAGCCUUACCACUGCUCUGACUGCGGGAAGAGUUUCUCAAGAACAGAUACACUAAAAGUACACCAGAGAAUCCAUACAGGAGAGAAACGUUAUUGCUGCUCUGACUGUGGGAGGAGAUUUUUUUGGUCAGGACAUUUAAAAUCACACCAGAGAAGACACACCGGAGAGAAGCCUUAUAGCUGUGAUCAAUGUGGGAAGACUUUUACUCAGUCAAGCAACCUGAUAGCACACCGGAAAACACACACAAGAGAGAAAUGUCACAGCUGCUCUGAUUGUGGGAAGAGAUGUACCUCUUUAGUAACCCUUAAAAUACAUGAGAGAAUCCAUACAGGAGCGAAAUGUUAUAGCUGUGACCAAUGUGGGAAGAGUUUUACUCAGUCAAACAACCUGAUAUCACACCAGAGAACGCAUACAGGGGAGAAGCCUUACCACUGUUCUGACUGCGGGAAGAGUUUCUCCAGAUCAGAUUCUCUAAAAAGACACCAGAGAACACACACAGGAGAGAAAUCUCAUAGCUGUGAUCAAUGUGACAAGAGAUACUCUGAUAAAAGAUCACUGAUUAAACAUCAGAAAAUUCAUACAUGAAGGAGUUGUUCCAUGAUAUCGAUGAAAUGAUGUCACAAUAUAGAAUGUUUUAACAUUGUAGUAGGAGUAUUCUAAUGAUGUCACAAUGUAGAAUGUUUUAACAUUAUAGUAGGAGUAUUUUAAUGAUGUCACAAUGUAGAAUGUUUUAACAUUGUAGUAGGAAUAUUCUAAUGAUGUCACAAUGUAGAAUGUUUUAACAUUGUAGUAGGAGUAUUCUAAUGAUGUCAUAAUGUAGAUAUGACAUACAUGAUAUCAAUGAUAUAAUAAUGAGUAUUUGAAUGAUGUUCUAUUGAUUUCAGUGUAACAUGGAUAUUAAAUAGCCUGAUAGCCUCAUCAGGGGAAAAAUCCAGGUUCUGAAUUGAAAGAUGACUAUUUAACAACAAAAGGUGUUGCGUUCACACUUACCGCGUUGGUGACCCACUUGAAUUAAAAUGCAACACAUCAACAUGUAGCUGUUUGCUACUCAUUGUUGUUUAACUGGUGAUGUACAUAUUAUUCACAGAUUCCAUGUGGUUUUUGAUCUGUUAGUUUUAACAGGACGUC
Molecule: messenger RNA, 2106 nt
Organism: Oncorhynchus mykiss (rainbow trout)
Lineage: Eukaryota; Metazoa; Chordata; Actinopteri; Salmoniformes; Salmonidae
Source: RefSeq, a predicted model, not a curated record